This is a messenger RNA of Lichtheimia ornata, 1068 nucleotides long. RefSeq lists its product as uncharacterized. NCBI's taxonomy places the organism in Eukaryota, Fungi, Mucoromycota, Mucoromycetes, Mucorales, Lichtheimiaceae. Gene Ontology annotation, molecular function: magnesium ion transmembrane transporter activity. The record is from RefSeq and is a predicted model, not a curated record. The transcript has 6 exons. The coding region runs from base 1 to 1068 and encodes 355 amino acids. Gene Ontology annotation, biological process: magnesium ion transport. Gene Ontology annotation, cellular component: membrane.
AUGAUACAGGACAAAUACAUUGGGCUCAUUCUUGCCAUGAGCUCAAGUCUCUUUAUUGGCUUGUCGUUUAUUAUUACCAAGAAAGGCUUGAUGAAUGCACAGAGACGGCAUGGUGUAUCUGCGGCUGAUGGCAAGCAUCACUAUCUUCGAAAUUGGACGUGGUGGGCCGGCAUGGGAACGAUGGCUGUUGGUGAAGUUCUCAACUUUUCAGCCUAUUCAUUUGCACCUGCUAUUCUCGUUACGCCUCUUGGAUCGCUCAGUGUCAUUCUUGGGGCCAUUUUUGCAUCGAUUUUCUUAAAGGAGACGCUCGGACCAAUUGGACGUGUCGGAUGUCUACUUUCGGUGGUUGGAUCAUUGAUCGUCGUACUUCAUGCACCCGAAGACAAAAAUGUCACCUCGAUCGAUGAAUUAUUAUUCUACGCCUUACAACCAGGCUUUUUAUUCUAUUGCGCCAUGGUCAUUCUUAUUAGCGUCUUUAUGAUUUAUUGGGUGGUUCCCAAGUAUGGCAAAAAGAAUCCCUUCGUCUACGUAUCGAUUUGUUCCCUUGUCGGCUCAGUAUCGGUCAUGUCUAUCAAAGCAUUCGGCAUUGCGGUCAAGCUUACAUUUGCCGGCAAUAAUCAAUUCACGCAUCCUUCCACCUACGCAUUUGGUAUUGUCGUGGCCGUUUGCAUCGUUACCCAAAUGAAUUAUUUCAACAAGGCAUUGGAGCAAUUUUCUACCAAUGUUGUCAACCCUAUCUAUUUUGUUUGCUUUACAACCGCCACCAUUACAGCAUCCACCAUUUUAUUCAAGGGAUUCAAUGUCGACAGCCCUGUUUACGUUAUCUCAUUGAUUGCCGGCUUCAUUGUGAUCUUUACAGGUGUCUAUUUACUGGAUUCUAUAGCCCGAGGGGGUGGCGCUGGCGCCCACAGCAAUACCAACAACAACAAUACACAAAAUGGUCAUCCAAGAAGCGAGGAUGAAGAAUACUUGCUCGAUGACGAAGAUGCUCUAGGUCUUACUGAGCUCAAUGAUGAUUCCGAUGAUGAAGAUCGGCCAAGAAGAACAAGUGCUCAACGGUUUCGGUGA